Messenger RNA from Rotaria sp. Silwood2, 1912 nucleotides. Lineage: Eukaryota; Metazoa; Rotifera; Eurotatoria; Philodinida; Philodinidae. The record is from the annotation of a GenBank genome assembly.
ACCUUUUUAAAUAUUUCAUUGAUUUUAAAACAACACUUUCUUUUAUAUAGAAGAUUCAAGUAAAAUUUCAUUGGAUAGUCGUCUACAUAUAGACUUAUUUUCUUUUGAGGAAACAUUCAUUGUCUAUAUACUCAUUGAUGAUUCGCUCUUAUUUUGACAAUGACCGUCAAGAGAAAAUGUUCAUAUAUAUAUAUAUAUAUAUUUUUAUAUCUAUUAGUUACUCUGUCAGACGCGUCAAAUAAACAAUGACUUGUUUAUCAAACACAAGUAUGUUUAUUUUUAGCAAUUUCAAUAAUUUGUUUUAUUCUUUUAUAUAGAAAAUAUUGUCGAAUUGCUCAAUUUACCAGAUGAGAUGAUUUUAUCUAUUAUGAAUAAAGUGAAACCUCGUGAACUAUUAUUAUAUUCUAUAAUAGGAAUCGGAAAUAAUCGUUUGGAACAACUUGCUCUUGAUCAAUGUCAUUCGAUUGAUCUUACAUUCGAUUAUUGUCAUUCACCACAUGAGAUUAUUAUUAAACAAUUGAUUUCGUCUACUUUUGUUUGUAUUUUUAAUUCUAUUGAAUCACUUUCAAUCAAUGUUAAACAUCUACCACGUCUUGUUCACAUGGCUAAAACAAUUGAUGAUAAAAAUUGUCUCAAUUUAAAAUAUUUGAAAAUAAUGGCAGGUCGUUUCUAUUCUAAUACAGGAACACCUUAUACAAUAGACAGUUAUUAUGAUAAUCAGUUACGGAAUUUUCCUUUAUUCUCAAUUGUGCCUCAACUUUUCUAUCUUGAUACAAUUAAUGAUCGACUUGUAUCAUUCUUUCGUUUUUCACCAAUUAUCCGUUCAAUUAUCUUCUUCGAAUUUGAUCCUGAUUGUGGUUUAUCGAUUCGAUCUGGUGACGAAGGAUUGUUUUUCUCUCAAUCACCUAAUAUUACUCAUAUCAAUAUUACAUUACGUCAAUUCGACGAUUGUAUUUGUUUAUUAAAUCAAUUAGGAUCACAAUUAUAUUCAUUCACUGUGACCAUUAUUCAUGUUCGUCUAUCUAAAGAACUAAAUAAACAAAUAACAUUGAUAUCCUGUCCUAAUUUGAAACAAUUAAAAAUGACCAUGUAUCGGAAUAUUACUCUCUAUGAACAAUGUAUUAUUCCACUUUUACAACGUUUCACAAGUAUAGAACAUUUGACAUUGUUAUUGGCUAUUGGCGUAAAUGGAAUUGGACCAGAUCACUUUAUUGAUGGAUUAGAUUUAGAAAGAGAUAUUGUUUUAUAUAUGCCUCAUCUACGUCAAUUUUAUUUUCAUAUUCGUUCAAUUUUACAAUAUUCUCCUCAUAUAGAAUUAGAUACAAUUCGUCAAAGCUUUUUUCGACAACAACAACCUAUUGAUUGUGCACUCGACUAUUUCAGUAAUCAAUAUGGUCAAUGUCAGAUCUAUUCUCUUCCGUUUAUCGGUACUCGUCUCGAUUUUAUUUCUAAUAAAUUUCCGCUAUUCGAUGUCGAAAAAAGAUUCUUAAAUGUUACUAUGUUAUUGCUUUUCGAUGAUGUAAAACCUUUCGAAAAUGUUUUCUUUGAACGUGUCACACGAGCUUUACCUCGUCUUAAAACGCUUGAAGUAUUUAAUCAACUUGAACAAGAGGAAAAAUCUAAUAUGACAAUAAAUUCUAUUGAAUUUCCUCAUUUAUCAUCGCUUAUUUUACAUGAUAUACAUAUGAAUUAUGCUGAACAACUUGUUUGUCGAACGCGUCUUCCAUGUUUAGUCGAACUUGUUAUUCGUAAUGAUGCAUUAUUAACAAUAAUUAAUCAAGAUCAACAACAAGCUAAAAACAAUUGUUCAAAAGUUGAAACACUUGUAAUUGUUGAACCAUGGAUCAAGCCAUCAACUGUUCAUUUAAGUUUUUUUCCAAAUUUAUUACUAAAAUUUUUUGAUAUAGUGUAG